This is a messenger RNA of Priceomyces carsonii, 1470 nucleotides long. RefSeq names its product Hgt18p (gene HGT18). Lineage: Eukaryota; Fungi; Ascomycota; Pichiomycetes; Serinales; Debaryomycetaceae. Bases 1 to 1470 code for a protein of 489 amino acids. The record is from RefSeq and is a predicted model, not a curated record. Gene Ontology annotation, biological process: monosaccharide transmembrane transport. Gene Ontology annotation, molecular function: hexose transmembrane transporter activity. Gene Ontology annotation, cellular component: membrane. The transcript has a single exon.
AUGUCAUCUUCAGAUAAUCUUACAGGUAAAUUGAUUUUUGCCAUUAUAAUCAUAUGUCUUGGUGCUUUUCAGUUUGGCUAUCAUAUGGCAGAAUUGAAUUCUCCAGAGUUGAUAAUGUCAUGCCGGAUUUCUAAACCUGAAAGAACUCCAUAUGCCGAUUCUUUCUUUGGAAGACACGGGUUCAAGCAAUGUAUUCCUUUAGAUCCUCAGCAAGUCGGAUUAGUCACUUCAAUUUUUAGUAUAGGGGGGUUAAUUGGAUCUGUAUAUGUGGGAUCAAUUGCAAACAAAAUUGGCAGAAAAAAAACAACAUUGCUAUAUUGUGUGAUCUUUUUUGUUGGUUCCACACUAAAUGGAUUGAGUAACAACUAUGCUUCUAUUCUUAUAGGAAGGCUCAUAGCGGGUCUUGGAGCUGGUGCUGCAUUGGUAAUAACCCCUGUAUUUAUUCAAGAAAUCGCACCGGUUGCUUUUAAGGGCUUUCUUGGAACCAUGAACCAGGUUUCUGUUAAUGUGGGUAUUUUGGUGACACAAGGAUUAGCAUUGAAGUGGUGUACUGAUAAUAGAUGGAGGCUUUUAUUAUUGAGCGGGUCCGUCCUUGCUCUACUUGAUUUCGUUUUAGCGGCCUUCUAUGUUGAUGAAUCGCCAAUGUGGCUCUUCCAUAAUGGACAUAGUAACCAAGCAUAUAUUUCUUUGCAUAAAUUGAGAGGAGGUGAUUACACGGAUUCAAGGAAUGAAGUGAAUAGUUGGAGUAACGAACACAGCAAUAAUAACUCAGACGUCGAAGGUGAAAGUCUAUUAAGGGAAGACGGUGAAUCUGUGAGCUCCGGUGAAGCAGCAGUUACAUUGGAAACAUACUUAAAAUCUCCUGAGCACAAAAAGUCAAGAAUAGCUGGUACUGGAAUCCUCGUGCUUCAGCAGUUCUGUGGAAUUAAUUCUAUUAUAUUUUACGGAGUAGCAGUAUUGACUUCGAUAUUUCCUGAUCAUGCCAUAUUUGUUAACUGCUUGAUAUCCAUCGUUAACGUUGUCGUAACUUUUGCUUCCGCUUCUUUAGUUGAAAAGCUAGGCCGUAAACCUUUGCUCUUGAGUUCAACAUUCAUGAUGGGUGUAUCUACUAUAUUGAUGGGUAUUGGUAUAAUAAGUGCAAGCUCUGUAUUUUCUAUUAUCGGAAUGUUCACAUAUAUUGCCUUUUUCGCCAUAGGUAUGGGUCCAAUUCCUUUCUUUCUCGUUGGAGAGCUUACAAAACCAAAGGCAAAAGCAACUGCCCAAAGUUGGGGAACCACCAUGAAUUGGUUGGCUACCUUUAUUGUUGGAUUUUUGUUUCCGAUUCUAAAGAAUUCAUGGAUAGGUGGAAGUGUUUACUUUAUUUUUACAGGAAUGUGUGCUGUGGCUUACCUUUUCGUAAAGUUUUACAUUCCAGAGACUAAAGGAAAGACUUCUUACGAUGAGGUAUGGGGGACUGAAGAAGGGAACUAA